Molecule: messenger RNA, 1468 nt
Organism: Triticum dicoccoides
Lineage: Eukaryota; Viridiplantae; Streptophyta; Magnoliopsida; Poales; Poaceae
Product: protein FAR1-RELATED SEQUENCE 12-like
Exons: 3
Coding region: 230-820 (196 amino acids)
Biological process (GO): regulation of DNA-templated transcription
Molecular function (GO): zinc ion binding
Source: RefSeq, a predicted model, not a curated record
UAGAGACAUUGGAAAUGCAGUCCGGAAAGUUUUCACUCAUGCAGAACAUAGAUGGUGCAAAUGGCAUGUUCUUAAGCGGGCUCAUGAACUUCUUGGUGCUGUCUAUAGCAAGCAGAAAACAUUUGCCGAUGAUUUCCAUAAGCUAGUGAACCACAUGCUAACUGUAGAAGAGUUUGAAUAUGCCUAGAAUUUUGUUACGGUAAAAUAUUGUUUGCAGGAACAUCCUUUUAUGACUAGAGCCUACGAGUGUAGGCACAAAUGGGCUAAACCAUAUUUUAGCAAAGUUUUCUGUGCUAGAAUGUGUAGCACUCAACGUAGUGAGUGUGCAAACUUUAUGCUGAAGAUACAUACUGUAUGCAAUUCUUCAAUAAAUGCAUUCAUUACCCAGUACACUAAGCUUAUAGACGAUCGUGAGAGUUGUGACGCAGAUGCCGAAAGGAAAAACAAACAGAAAAUAAUUAAGGUCCAUUUUGGAUAUCCAAUGGAGAAGCAUGCUUCAGUUAUCUAUACUGCAAAGGUUUAUAAUCUAUUCAAGAAGGAGCUCAUUAAGUCAACAUCAUACCUUGUGCUUCCUAGCAUGGAGGAACAUACUUUUGUUGUGAAGCACGUCCAGGCCGAGUCUAGGGAAUCGUGGUCAAAAGUAAUAUACAAAAUCAAAGUAGACGAGUCUAUUGGAUAUUACACUUGUGAAUGUGGACUUUAUGAACAUUUUGGUGUUCUUUGUAGCCACGUCCUAGCGAUUUUUGUGAACCGAGGUGUCUGCAAAAUUCCAGAUUUGUCAUAUAAUGAAGCGGUGGACAAAGCAAGCAAGGUCAUCUAGUUUCAACAAUAAGUUGGAGAAAUAUAUCGGCGACACGAACGAGGAAUCGAGAUCAUUUAGGCACAAGCUAUUAUAUUUUGCUGCAAUAGAUAUAGUGAAUGAAGCUAAAAAUGAUCAAGAUGCUUUUGCAAUUGCAAAGUCUAAUUUUAGUCGCUGCAAGAAGGAAUUACAUGAGCACAGACUUUCAAAGACAACUACAUGCCAGGUCGGAUAUGGAUCAAUCCCUGAACAUGAAGUAACUACACAUUCUGGUGUUCAACAGGAAGUCAAUGAAGUUGUUGAUUCAGAUCUUCAAAUAGUUGAUACCGCAAACAAUAUUUCAAUUCCGGUUUCUUCAAUUCUUGCGCCUGCUAUAAUGAAGAAGAACGGUAGACCUUCAAAUAAGUGGUACAUGUCUAGCAUGGAAGCAAACAUCAAGAAGAAGAAACGUGGGAAAACACCGGACCAGAAGACCAAACAUCCGGGUGGUGUGUUGGGUGUUGUCCAGUCAAGGUUUUGCAGCAAAUGUCGAUCGCCAACACACACAAUCAAAAAUUUUCCUCAGUUAUAUUUACCUUAAUGUUAUUUGUUUUCGUUUUGUUGUUGCAAUGAAACUAGUAAUGAAGUGUGUACUGAUUGGAAACUUAAAUGUAUGAAUCCCUGAACUAA